AUGGCUUCCUCAUCGCGUUCAGACCCUCCAGAAGAAUCGACCUUCACAAAAAUGAACGAGAAGGACCCCACGUUAAUCGGUGAGCACUGCCAGUACGCAUACUGUAACCAACUUGAUUUCCUUCCCUUCCGCUGCGAAUCAUGUCGAGGAACCUUCUGCCUCGACCACCGAUCCGAGACCGGCCAUAGAUGUCCGAAAGCUGGAGAAUGGGCUGCGCGGCGGCGGAAGGCGAAUCUGUCAACACCCAGCCUUGGCGCCGGGAGGUCAAUGGCUGAGGUUGAAAAGCCUUGCGCAUCACCGGCAUGCAAGACAGUAAUCGGCACGAGCCUAUCUACGGCGGUGCAUUGCCCGACUUGCAAUAGAGACUACUGUCUCAAGCAUCGAUUAAAGGAAGAUCACGACUGCAAGAAUCUCAUCCCGAUCGGUGCCCGGCCUAGCAAAUUCAACAGCCAAACAGAAAGUGCCCGAAGCGCUUUUGGCAAGCUGAAGGCAUGGGGAACAGCACAAAAGGCCAGCGUAUCAAGAGCUCUGCCAAAACCGAAACCAACGUCCGCAGCUGCGAGGCUGGUGGCUACAAACAAUCUGAAGAAGACGGCAAAGGGCGACGACAAACUCCCUCCGGAAAAGCGUGUAUAUCUGUAUGUUGAGGCAGAAGCGGCAACAACGAAAUCAAAGUUUCCCGAAGGAGCCUUUUUCUACUCGAAGGAUUGGGUGAUAGGCAGAGUUUUGGAUGCGGCUGCUAAGAGCCUACAAGUACAAAAUGUGAAUAACCAAGGGAUGGACGAGAAAGACAAGCUCAGGGUAUUCCACGUUGAGGGUGGAAGGUUGUUGGAAUUCAAUGAGAAAGUUGGCAGUGCACUUGUCAGCGGCAACCGAAUUGUGCUGUUGAGAGGAGUGGGACCACCUGUACCAGAUUUGAUUGAUCUAACAAAGGCAUGA
Hyaloscypha bicolor E is the source of this 939-nucleotide messenger RNA. RefSeq lists its product as uncharacterized. Gene Ontology annotation, molecular function: zinc ion binding. Lineage: Eukaryota; Fungi; Ascomycota; Leotiomycetes; Helotiales; Hyaloscyphaceae. The transcript has a single exon. The record is from RefSeq and is a predicted model, not a curated record. Gene Ontology annotation, cellular component: cytoplasm. The coding region runs from base 1 to 939 and encodes 312 amino acids.